This is a messenger RNA of Drosophila erecta, 808 nucleotides long. Its product is annotated as vitamin K-dependent protein C. The coding region runs from base 6 to 797 and encodes 263 amino acids. The transcript is spliced from 3 exons. Gene Ontology annotation, molecular function: serine-type endopeptidase activity. Gene Ontology annotation, biological process: proteolysis. The record is from RefSeq and is a predicted model, not a curated record. NCBI's taxonomy places the organism in Eukaryota, Metazoa, Arthropoda, Insecta, Diptera, Drosophilidae.
CAACGAUGACUGCGGGAUCGUGGUGUUUCUUGUUAAUUUUGGGGCUGGCACAUCGAGGAUCGGCGUUUUUCCUAGACUCACACUGUUCGAGUCGCAAUCCGAAGAGCUUUGUUUCAACGGAGAAACCUUGGAUGGCACUUAUUGCAUCGCCCACAAGGAACUGCAGCGGAGUGCUUAUUAAAAAUCAAUAUGUCAUGACAUCUGCCUCUUGUGUUUUCGAUCAACGCGAUAGCGUCGUUUGGUUGGGAAAGUUUCUCAAUUUAACGGACAAUCAAAGGAGGAGAGAUGUAAAGCACUUCGUCCAAGGCGUCUAUACUCACAAACUGUACAACAAACACACGCUUGAGCAUGAUAUAGCUCUACUCAUAUUAGAUGGGCCUGUGACUUAUCAAAAGAGCAUACUGCCGAUAUGCAUUUGGCUGGGUGAGAUAGCCAACUUGAACAAUUUGAAAGCCCAUCGCUGGGGCUUAUCCAAACAACUUAUUUUCCAAAGAAGAAACAGCGUCGAAAUCCUGAAUGUAGAAAAGUGCCGCGAUUCAUUCGGAGUAACUAUACAGAAAUCGCAGAUAUGCGCUGGCUUUAAAGGCAGUAAGAACUGUACAGAGCCAGGAAGUCCCUUGGUAAAGGAGAUAUCUUUUUCGAAAAGAAAGUGGAACAUACUUAUCGGAAUACAGAGCGAUGGCGUUUUGCACACAUGCAUAUAUAAUAACAUCUCAAACUAUAUUGACUGGAUUGUGGGAAUUGUGCUGAGUGUAGAUGUUAUACUCUCCAAUUCUAGCGAGAUUGGAACCCUGUAAACAGUUUACAA